AAAAGGGGUGUUGCCCGGGCAACUAGGGCAACACCCUAGCUGGGUCCGCCACUGAGUUACAAUUAUGAGGUCAUAGUAGGGAUGACGUCAACACUUAAGCGAUGCCAUUUCCAGUGUUAUGAAUGCCAUCCAAACUUGGUAAGGUUAUAUAUAUACAGUUGUAAAUUUUUGAUUAUACUCUAACGUAUUAAUACAUUUGUAUUCCAUGAUGGUUAACGUUAAGGAAUAAAAAUCAGUAUUUGAAAAAAUAUUACCGUUUAAAUAUGAUGCUUUCUAUAUUUAAAACCAAUUAAGUAUUAAUUAAUGAAAAAAUGUACCAUACUAUAAAUAACAUUCAAUUAAAUAAUAAUGAAAAUAAAACCAUUUAAACGUAUUUUAAAAGUUUUUGAUAUAUUUAAGCCGCUCUUGAUUGUUUUCCUGACAUUACCCUUUCCCCAAAUAGCUAACCAAUCAAAACAACCGAAGUUGACACACCUUCCAAACAUAAACAAUGUCAAGGUCAAGUCCAGUCUGCUGUACAUACAUGUACUACACGUGUUGUGGAUGUCUUUACCUACGUUUUCUAUGAGAACUUUACUUGGCUUUGCGAAACAACGGGUUUGAAAUCUCACUAGUGAAUUGUUCAUACCUGAACGUGUGUGAUAUUUUCACAGAGCGACUACUGCGAGUAACUGAAAUCCACUGUGACUGUCUCGGUCUGUCGGUGACCAGGCGACUACCCGUAUUUGUCAUAUUCUACUGAUUGAAAGUGUUAAAAAACAACACGAUGCAGAGAACGAUGACACUGUGUUCAUGUCGAUGUUUGCUCCGACAAAAUCGACAGUCCUUGUUGACUGGUGCGAAAACAUUUUCUUCCAAAAUUCAAAGAAGGUCUGGGUUUGUAUUAGAAGCUAAUCAAACUAUUUCAAGGUAUGGACAUAAGUUGUUAUGCCAGAGGCUUCCCUGCAAUGCAGUGGCGGGGAUACAUACCGAGACCAUUGAGCCAGUUCCAGUGACCUAUGACCCGAACGAAAAACGCAGCAGCAGUGGAAUGGUAAUGAAUGUGAAAGAUUUUGAAGACAAACUCUUCAACCACCUCGCUGACAAAGAUGAUAAAGUUUCUAUCGGAAAAUUCAAGAGUAUGCUACAUAUGACUGGUCUACGAGACACUGAUCCUCGCCUCUCCGAAUGUAUGCAGAAUUUUGCCAACCUUCAAAAUGAAGCAGGUCUACAAGAUUUGUACGACAGUGUGAGAGUGGAUCGAAACCAGUUCAAAGAGUGUAUCAAUGAUAAUAUCGUCCUCAUCAGUAAGGCCUUCAGGAGCCAGUUUGUCAUUCCUGACUUUGUCGACUUCCGGCGGAGAAUAGAUCGUCUGUACAGACAAGCUAGAACAAACACGAGGGGAGAGGUUGCGAACUACAUCCCUCAGCUUGCCCGGUAUAGUCCUGACUAUUGGGGUGUUUCUGUGUGUACUGUAGAUGGACAGCGCCAUUCCAUCGGCGAUAUCAAUGUGCCGUUUUGCCUGCAGUCGGUCAGUAAACCUCUGACAUAUUCCAUGGUUCUUAACGAACUCGGACCAGAGAUCGUUCAUCAAUAUGUUGGCCAUGAGCCAAGUGGUCAUCCUUUUAACAUGAUCUGUUUGGACCGUAAUGACAAGCCUCAUAAUCCUAUGAUCAACUCUGGUGCAAUUGUUACCUGUUCGCUAGUCAAACAAGAAAUGAACUCAGCUGACAAGUUUGACCAUACCCUUAGUAUGUUUAAGAAAUUGGCAGGUGGAGAAUUGAUGUCCUUCAACAAUGGAGUUUAUCUGUCUGAGAAGGAGACUGCUGAUAGAAACUUCGCCCUCGGCUACUACAUGAGAGAGAAAAAGUGUUUCCCAGAGGGUACCAACCUGAAAGACGUAUUGAACUUUUAUUUUCAACUCUGCUCUGUUGAAAUCAACUGUGACUCCGGGGCAGUACUUGCAGCCACGUUAGCCAAUGGAGGGGUGUGUCCUACCACGGGGGAGCGCCUGCUUACCUCACAGUCCGUCCGUGACACUCUCUCCCUCAUGUUUUCCUGUGGCAUGUACGACUACUCCGGCCAGUUUGCCUUUAAGGUCGGCCUCCCCGCCAAGUCAGGUGUGUCUGGGUGUGUCCUCAUGGUCGUGCCGAAUGUCAUGGGGAUUUGUAUGUGGUCGCCUCCCCUUGAUGUGUGGGGAAACAGCUGCAGGGGAACACAGUUUUGUGAGAACUUCAUUGAAGCUUUUAGCUUCCACAACUUUGACAUUGUAAGGCAGAAAAAGGCCACAAAAAAUGACCCCCGCACCACAAAAACUCACUCCCAGGCAUUUGAAAUAGUGAAGCUCCUCUUUGGAGCCUACAACGGGGAUGUCACAGCAAUGAGGAGGUAUGCUCUGUUAGGUGUAAACCUUAACCAGCAAGACUAUGACGGAAGGACAGCACUUCAUGUGGCAGCGGCAGAGGGUCAUAUCAAUGUCGUCGGCUUCCUACUGGAGAAAUGUGAACUGAAUUCUUCAGUUAAGGAUAGAUGGGGAUUUACAGCUUUGGAUGAGGCCAAGCGUUUCGGACACGAAGAUGUGGCACAAAUGUUACAGCUGUACCAAAAACGAAACGGUUGUACUUCAAAGAGUUGAGGGUAUAUUUUAGUAGAUAUUCAAUCAUCUUUGAAUUACCAUAAGAUGUAGUUUGUAUGUCUGGGAAAAUAUUUAUUAUCUAAGAUAUUCAUGUACAUUUGUGUGACCCUUAUUGAACCGAAAAUACAAUGUGCACAUCGUCCACACACGAUUGCACACAACCCUGCGAUUUAACAAUCAUUCUCCUGUCUGUGUGCUGGAGUCAGCACAAAUGUGUGAUUUAGUACGAUUAGUUGAUCGAUAUUACAGGAGGAUAAAACCUGAUAAUGUUAAAUCCGAUCCGAUGAACUUACAGAAAUAGAGACAUUGAUUUCUCUUCUGCAAUCCAUCACAGGUGUGUCUUGUGUUUUUGCUGGGAAAGAUCGGCUUGUCACCGCUUAAGUGUGACGUCAUGAAAAGUGAAUGACGAUAUUCAUAUGCCACAUGUUUUGUUUACAAUGAUGCCAGAUUACUGUUGGCAGAGUUGUGACUAAAACAAUCUUCCAAAAUAAUCAUCCCCUUCCUUGAGGGUGUAACAGUGUCUGAAAUCUGCAGCCCUUGGGGUGUCGUCAGUCUAGUUGUCUAACCCUCAUCAGACCGGGCUGGAUAAUGAAAAAAUAAUCACCUCUCAGGUUCUGGAUUUCUUUGUCACCUGGGGCCUGUUCAUUUAUGCGAAACGACCUGUUUGUCCGUUUUUAACUGUAACAAUUUUGGUUAUAAAUCCUGGCGGACCUGCAUAUGUAUAUGCAGGCCUUGCAAGGCUUUGUCAAGGCUUGUCUGAAGGCACGAUAGGAUCACUAGGUCCGACAUUAUUUAAUUAACGAACAACUGUGGUCCGACCAGUUCAACCGUUUAAACGACAACGGCCCUGCUCUAGGUAGGAGAAAUUAAUUGUGAAUAAAACAUGUAACCAUUAUCUGUAUGAUAUGUGUGGAAAUAAUUGUAAACCCAGCACGUCCAGCACGGAUGUGGUUCAAACAUUCCUGAGGGAAAUCUUAUCACUCUCUGAGAACCUUGUCCAGUGUUUUUGAGGAGUUUUUAGAAUGAUAUCCCUACAUUUCACAUACCAAUAAAAUUAUAUAAUAAUAAUCUUUAUCUUCACUAUACCUGAUUGUUUGUCUUUGUGCUACUUACAUUCACAAUAUAUGUAAUAUAUGGUAGUGGUAGAAAAUUUAAGUACUGACAAGUUACAACCGGAAGCCUUUCACCACUGUAGACCAUAAUGGACUCAUCCAAAUCAGUGCAUGGUAGAGUCUACUCAAGUUACAUAGGGGUGAAAGGGUUAAAACACUCUGUGCAUAUUAUUUUCACAUGGUAACAAUAACAUUUAGCGAAGUCUUGCAUCAUUAUGAGCAAAGGAUACACUGACAUAUUUUAAUGUAAUUUUAAUCCUACAAUACUUCAUUUCUAAUUUCAUUUGCUUAAUAAAUAUACAU
Mizuhopecten yessoensis (Yesso scallop) is the source of this 4029-nucleotide messenger RNA. RefSeq names its product glutaminase kidney isoform, mitochondrial-like. Bases 767 to 2614 code for a protein of 615 amino acids. Gene Ontology annotation, biological process: L-glutamine catabolic process. Lineage: Eukaryota; Metazoa; Mollusca; Bivalvia; Pectinida; Pectinidae. The transcript has 16 exons. The record is from RefSeq and is a predicted model, not a curated record. Gene Ontology annotation, molecular function: glutaminase activity; protein binding.